This is a messenger RNA of Penicillium arizonense, 945 nucleotides long. RefSeq names its product dihydrodipicolinate synthase family protein. The transcript has a single exon. Gene Ontology annotation, molecular function: 4-hydroxy-tetrahydrodipicolinate synthase activity. The record is from RefSeq and is a predicted model, not a curated record. Bases 1 to 945 code for a protein of 314 amino acids. Lineage: Eukaryota; Fungi; Ascomycota; Eurotiomycetes; Eurotiales; Aspergillaceae.
AUGACAGCCAACGGCACAACCAAACGCAAUCCCCUCCCCCACGGUGUCUACGUCCCCACCGUGGCCUUCUUCAAGCCAGACGAAGAAGUCGACAUCGCAACCGUCGAAAAGCACGCCGCCUACCUCGCCCGCAGUGGCGUAACAGGCCUAGUAACCCAGGGCAGCAACGGCGAAGCCGUCCACCUGGACCGUGACGAACGCAAAGCCAUCACAGCAGCCACACGGCGCGCCGUCGAUGCAGCGGGGUACAGUAGCAUGCCAGUGAUCGCCGGCUGUGGUGCCCCCUCAACGCGCGAGACCAUCCAGUUCUGCAAAGACUCCGGCGAAGCAGGUGCCGAUGCGGUCCUGGUGCUCCCGCCCAGCUACUACAAGGCGCUCGUGAGCAGCGAGUCCAUGCACGCACACUUCCAGGCGGUGGCUGAUGCCUCGCCGGUCCCGGUGCUCAUCUACAAUUUCCCUGGGGCGUCGUCGGGGCUGGAUCUUAGCUCCGAUGAUAUCCUCGCUUUGUCGGUGCAUCCUAAUAUCAUCGGGUGCAAGCUGACCUGUGGUAACACUGGUAAACUUGCCCGUAUUGCUGCUGCGAAGCCUGAUUUCCUUACCUUUGGUGGAUCGGCCGACUUCACCCUCCAGACUUUGAUUGCUGGUGGUGCUGGUAUCAUUGGUGGUGUUGCCAAUAUGAUUCCUAGAUCUUGUGUGCGGGUUAUGGAGCUCUAUCGCAGUGGAAAGGUUCAGGAGGCGCAGAAGGUGCAGGCUGUUGUUGCUCGUGCUGAUUGGGCUGCUAUUCAUGGUGGCUUCAUUGCUGUCAAGACUGGUCUGCAGUCUUAUCGUGGCUAUGGGGGUCUUCCUCGGCGGCCUUGUGUUGUCCCCGAUGUGAAGGCGGCCGCGGCCAUUCACGAGGAGUUCCGUGAGGGGAUGGAGUUGGAGAAAUCACUGGAACAGUCUUAA